AUGGCGCGUCGACGAUGGACGGCGCGGCGCGUCGUGACGUCCAUCGUCAUCGCGUGCGCGUUCGCGCGCGCGUCGUGCGUCGGUGCGAUACGUCCGGAGACGCGUAAAGGGUCGACACCGUCGGAUGUCCACGCGAGCGAUGAUCGUCAACACCAUCGAACGCGCGCCGAGCUCACGCUGGAGACGAUGGCGCGGCGAGGACAGUACGCGCGGGCGAUGCGACAUCCGAUGAAUGAUCUCGAUCCGCGGACGUCGGCGUGCGAUGGGGAGGUGUUGCGGACGAAGUGCUCGAUCGUGGAAGAAGCGCGCGCGGCGGUGAGAGUCGCGAAGCGCAGAGUCGAGUACGAGGAAAAUUUGGAGCGUCGAGCGAAGGAGGCGCGCGCGCCACGAGGGACUGAGCAUGUGAACGAUGCACGUGAGGAGGAGACGCCGUCGCGGGGGCGGAAUCUUCUGUACGAUCACGGACGUCCGUAUAGAAGACAGACGCCGCAGCGACGAAAGUCGCCGCUAUCCGAUUCCAAUUUGCACGAGAAGCAGCGUAAGGAGGCGGAUGAAAAGAAACGACAGGAUGCGGAGGAGAAUGAAGAGCGUCAGCGCUUGAUUGAAGAGCGCGCUUUCGCGCAAUUGAAGAGUUUUCCGAAGGGUACACUAGCGCGCGAUCCAAACCAGCUUGAGGAGGACAUCAAAGCGGUGAAGCAGAAGCUUGCUGAGGAGCCGAACAACGAGGUGCUCAACGAGCGACUGGCCAAGCUAGAGCGCGAUAAAAAGACUAUGAUUCAGGGUGCGAGUACCAUGGGUUUGAACAUGGGUGGAGCCGCCAUGGGUGUGAGUGAUAAAGAAAGCGCCGAGGAUCACUGGUUUAUGAAGGGCGACCAAGGCGAUAGGACAACGUAUCGGAAGCGGCACCGGGAGCGACGUUUUCAGAGCGCAAAGGAUGCCUACGAGUACUUGCUCAAGAAGAUUCCCGUCGCGGCCAGAAGCUAUUACGAUUGCGUCGAGCAAAUCGCGUCUGCGGAGGAGAAGACAGCGUUCAUGCGUUUCGUCGAGUUUGGCGGACGCGACGGCAUCGGCAAAGAAGCCACAUUCUCGCGCGAGUGCAUAGCCGAGAUUAAGACGGCUAAGAGACGCAUUUACGAGUUCUGGCAAGCAGAGAAGGACGUCGUUGCGGCGUGUGAUGCGGAGUUGAAGCAAAACUGCGCCAACGUUGAGCACGGCUCUGGCUUGAUCACCUCGUGUCUCUGGAAAGUCAAAACGAACUCCUCGCUGAGCUCAUCGUGCGUGGCCUCGCUCGAUGCGAUAAAUCUUGCGCCUGCCACGGCGCACGCAACGGCGGCUGACGAUGUCAAGGAAGUGGUUAGCAAGGAGGACGUCGCGCCGAAGCAACGUGACAUGGAUGCCAAGACGCGCGAGCCCGUCGGGAAACCUGAAGAGAAAGUGAAAGAAGAAGAGUCGAACGAGCCCGAGGUUGUACGAGAAAACAAAUUCGCGAAAUUCCAUGCCGACAAAACACCGUUGGAGCCGGGACAAGAGCCCGAGAAGGGUGUCCAGGCAAAACUUCGAGAGGCGGAGGCAAGGUUGAAACUUGCAGAGGAAGCCGCAGCGCACGCGGCGGCGCAGUCUCGAAACCUCUUCACGUUUCUCAUCUUCGCUGGAUUUAUCUACGUGGUGAGUCGAAAAGGAAUUCGAAAGAACGUCACGGGCAUCGUUAGGAGAUUGCGUCGCGAGGCGAAGGGCGAUCAUCUCGGUUGA
Ostreococcus tauri is the source of this 1749-nucleotide messenger RNA. RefSeq names its product unnamed product. Gene Ontology annotation, cellular component: membrane. NCBI's taxonomy places the organism in Eukaryota, Viridiplantae, Chlorophyta, Mamiellophyceae, Mamiellales, Bathycoccaceae. Bases 1 to 1749 code for a protein of 582 amino acids. The transcript has a single exon. The record is from RefSeq and is a predicted model, not a curated record.